This is a messenger RNA of Annulohypoxylon maeteangense, 4393 nucleotides long. RefSeq lists its product as uncharacterized. Lineage: Eukaryota; Fungi; Ascomycota; Sordariomycetes; Xylariales; Hypoxylaceae. The record is from RefSeq and is a predicted model, not a curated record. The coding region runs from base 668 to 3745 and encodes 1025 amino acids. Gene Ontology annotation, biological process: DNA-templated transcription; regulation of transcription by RNA polymerase II. Gene Ontology annotation, cellular component: chromatin. Gene Ontology annotation, molecular function: RNA polymerase II cis-regulatory region sequence-specific DNA binding; zinc ion binding; DNA-binding transcription factor activity, RNA polymerase II-specific. The transcript is spliced from 6 exons.
ACAGAAACCAGUUUAAUCUAAGCGCGAUUCAUAUCUAUGGUAUGCAACCAGCAAGCGCAUAGUACUGCCGUAUACUCUGUAUACGUACUAUUCAUGGAGGAUAUCCCGUAAAUAGUCGAAAUGAGCCACUACCGUUAGGACCAGUACCUUGCAUGUCGCGCGCGCCCUCGUCCAUACCCAUGCAGCCCAGCUGAUGGCAGGGGUGCCUUACACUACGACGUACUUGCAGCUACGUACCUAGGUAGGUGCAUGGCCAGGCGGACGGAUUCUCACCCAGCCUGCCUGGACAUGACCGACAACUCUCGUUGACCACUUCACUUUACCUUCUCCAUGCCCAUCUGUCCUCCAUCAUGCUUGCUUGUGCCUUUUCGGCCCUUUAAGAGUACCUCAAUAUAGCAAUGCAGCUCAGCCUACCUCUUGCUUCGCUGUUGGCAUUUCCCGUUUCAUCGCAGACGGAGGUAAUGCUAUUCACCAGACACAUCUCGAACCAGCUUGAAUACUACCACCAGUUAGAAGGCUGAGGUCUCUCUAGCCUUGCCCUUUCUUUACAGAUCCCACCCCUCCCCAUCUCCAGUCUUACCCUUUGUGACUAUUUCUAUCAUUAUACUCUUUAUUUAUCCAAAUCUAACAGGGCUGUGUGUGUUUCCAUUUUGAGCCUCUCUGCACCAUGACUAGCCUUGAGUUUAUAAUGGAUAUGGGGGACGAAGAGGACACCACCCAGAUAGAUAAGAACGAGGACGGCUCCAUCCAACCCGGGCCAUCUAAAAGUCAAGAUCCUUCCCGUGCGGCAACGUCGAGCCAUGAGAAGUCAAAAGAUCAAGACGACAGACUAACUCCAGCCCCAACAAGACGGCGCGGUCCUUCAGGACGUUCAUCUAAAUCUACAGCAACCACGUCGUCCCCGUCGACAUCAUCAGCACGACCGGCGUCUGUGAGUAGGCGGAGCACUACUAGUUCCGAGUCGAUGGAUCCUGGUGGAUACGGAGGCCACGCCCAAAGUUCGUCAUCCGGAGGAGGCAUGCCGCCGUCUAUGCCAUCGAGGCCAAUGGGGAAUGCUACGGGCGAAGGGAGCAUGCCCGUCAAGCUGACCCCUAUCACGAGACGUGUUAGUAGAGCGAAGAAGGGCGUACCAGUUCACACAUGCGAAAUAUGUAAACCGCCUAAGACAUUUACGAGAGCAGAACACCUUAGGCGCCACCAACUGAGUCAUGGGACUCCCAGGCAUUCCUGCACUUUCCCUGGAUGCGAUAAAGCGUUUCACAGAGCUGACCUGCUUGCGCGUCACGCUCAAAGGCACAACGAUCAAGACGAUAAGUUAUCAAGGGGCACAGGCGAAGAUGGCAGCCGGCCACCAUCUGCAGAAGGACCACCUGGCAUGAGCUACAUGACCCAUGGUCCUUCAUCGAUGGGUGGCGUCUCUGGCUCCCGAUCAGCGAUGACUGACCCGUCCGAUAUGUCGUCGAGUGUGGCCUUCACAACUAGCCAGCCUCCAUACCAAUCAAUGAGUAACCAGGGUAACAGCAGUGGCCAGCAUUCGGGUCGGGGUGAGAGUUAUCAAACCUCUAAUCCCCCUUCUGGAGGUCAUAGCUAUGUGCUGUCUUCUAUUAUCAGUAACCCGCCCCCGAGUAUUGGGGGGUCACCAGUCACAGGUACUCCUUUCGAGAUAGGCUUCACACCUCGCACCUCAUCUCCAUUCCCCAUCUACAUGGAUACCACAGCGGCCUUGUCCCAAAAUUUACCUAGUUUGACAAUACCUGACAACAGUAUGCCUCCAGGUCUUGUCCACGCUGGCCACGACGGCUCUCCUUGGCCGUCAUCUGCUUCGGAGAGCAACUACUCUACCCCUUCGGAAAUUAGCCAUAGGAGGAAUAAUAUGCCCCGGGGGUACGAGUCGCCAACAUCAGACUGGCAUGGUACCGGCCUCUACUCUGGGACCUCUCAUAGCAUACAUAGCCCUGGUGGUGGGCUUGACAUCGCCACCACGGCACCUUUCUUCGGGACACCUUUCUCCCCGACGGCACCAGCGCUUGAUCACACGAUGAGCAUGCCGCUAUCCUUCUCCGACGACGCAUCUUUCGUCGACCACACGCAACAAUACAACCCCUACUCUUCAGUUCGUAGUCCGACCCCACCGACCAUCUCACUGUCCGCUCAACCGGCUGAAAAUUUAGUCACCCUUGCAGCCCCACCCAUACACGGCGUUGCCUCGACGGGUCGUCAGAAAGGAUCCUCACUCCUGGGACCACUCGGGGGGACAACCUUUCUAACCGCGAACACCCUGUCACCACACGUCCGGAAUGCUAUCCCGAGAUACAUCGACCUGUACUGGAAGCGUUUCGACACUCUCUUCCCAUUAGUCCACCGCAAGAGCACCAAAACUGCUGCUGACGAGGUCCUGCGCUGUGCCAUGGCCGCCGUCGGUACGCAGUUUCUUCAAAGCAAGGAGGAUCGUAUCCGAGGCAAUGAAUUGCAUGAAUUCGCCUGGAAGGAGGUUAAGACCUGUACCCAAUGGAACCUCCAAGUCAUGCAAGCGAUUCUCCUUUGCGAGCUCUACUCGCGGUUCCGCGGACGAAGUGCGUCGAGAAGCUCGUCGGAAUCCUUCCAGUCAGUAUACACUCGGAUGGCCGAUCACCAAAUGCCGGACGAUUUACUAUUUUCAACCUCAACGCGUCAUGACCGAUGGAACGAAUGGAUUGAUAACGAGUCACGACGGAGACUCUUGGCCGCUUGUUUUGUUUUGGAUGUCCACGCAUCCGUGUAUUAUCAGCAACAUUUAAUGAAACCUUUUCCUAUGUCGACGACACCCGCUAUUCCCCUAAUAAGACCAACCGAAGACCUCUGGGCCGCCCAAUCAUCAGAAUCCUGGGAAGUCCUGCUCGGGUCGUGGUCAACGAACACGGAACCUACCAACCUAUCUGGCGAAACUACUGCCGAACAAGUAGCUGAUGCGCCAUACCUCGACCAAACUGUAUUUUUAGCUUCGGAAGCGCUUCGGCUACCUAAGAGACCCAGCCCUUCCAUAUUAGAUCUCACGGCAGAAGUAGACGAAAGUUCUACCGAGCGGAUCACUGGACUAUUUCCUGGAUCUGCCGUUGGGAACACUUAUUUGGCGUUGCAUUAUACACCUCUCCACGACCUACUCGCGGUUAGCGGCGAAACCUGGCUUUUCUCAAAAAAGGUGGCGUCCUCUCAGGUCUUUCAACAGCACAAGAGGCGUCUCCAACUCUGGUGCAACAACCUCCACGCCGGUGUCGCUGUAAAAUUCGCCGCUAGGGCUCUUCUGGCCUUCAUCGACUGCAGCAACCAUAAUGUACUAAACGCAACUGUUAUUUCGAAUCUCGAGAAAGAGGAGGGCUGGGAUGGGAGCUGGCACAUGUUGGAUAUCUCGGACUAUUGGGGGAUGUACGUAUGCGCACUCAUCUGCUGGGCGCUCGGACACCGCGCAAUGGUCAGAGGCAACAACACCGGGUCCGACCUGACCUCCUCUUACCACCACCACAACCACUCUAAUGCUAAUUCUGGAGAGAAAGGGGAGCGGGAUGCCAUGAGGUGGCUUAAGAUGGUGGCCGACUUAAGCUCGGAGAAAGCGCUGAACGUGCGGGGCCGGAAGGAGACCAUGGCGAUCGUUGGCAUGGUUCGAAGAAGGCUCGAGGACGAAGCUGUCGGCAGCAAGAAUCGCCUGCUUGUCGAUGCUACGAGGACGUUGAAGAACCUCGAGGAACGCGGCAAUCACAAGUGGUUCUAAUCGGAAGAAAGGGGGAAGGAAUAUACGAUGAGCGGGUGGCGGUUGUAAUUUUUUAUUUCUCCCCCUUUUUUCGAUUUUCUCUUUUCUCCUGUAUUUCUAUAUUCUUCCCUUGUUUUUUUUACACCUUUUUGAUUCUUACCUUCACUUCUCACUUUCACUUCUUUCAAACAAUUUUUAUAUUAUUUCGAUUUUUUUAUAUUUCUUCUCUAUCCCUAUUUAUCCCAUUUUAUCUGUCUUAUUUUUUUUUACUGUCUCUCUAAUUACAUUCCUUCUUGAUCGUGUCAUGUAUACCUAACUAUAGACUCGAAGGUUGGGAGGUCAGAGAUACACUUGUACCAUUAGAAACGCAUUGCAAGGGAAGACAAAAAAAAGGGGGGCGCGCUUACAGCAAAAGAGGUAUUUGCAUGGGAUUUGUCUACCUGCACUUUGGGGGUGUUCGGGGAGGAGCAUGUCCUAUUUCUCUCCAUUUUCGAAUAUCCACGGACCAUUGGGGAAAGGGUUUAUUUUCUGUCUUUAUCUCCGGAACUGCCUACGCGCCAUAUUGGUUGAGGAUGAUUAACGACGGGUAAUGAGUGUAUUCUUACGUUCGGCAUGUUAUGCGGCGUUGCCAUGAUGGAUAACAAGGAAUAUAACAGCGAGUUGGAACAA